GAAAAACGCGUCCGAGGUUGAGAGAUUAACGAGCGCAGCAGCACCGGUCCAUCACGGCUCCGGUAUCCCCCCGGUGUGUGAGGAGAAAGACGGAGAAAUAUCGCGGAGAUCCGCUCGGGUGUGUUUGUGUUGAAGAUGAGGACAGGAGGAGAUUAAGGAGUGUUUAUCUCUGAGCCUUGCCCUUAGCCAGUGAGAACAUCAUUACAUACAGAACUUACUGUCUUUACUGUCUAAGGAGUGUGACACCACCCUACCAAAGUUUAUAACGGAAAGUACUCGCAAGGUGAACACACACACACACACACACACACACACACACACACACACACACACACUAGAAGACCCAAGACACAAAAUAAACCUGAUACCCCCUACAAAUUGAUGCUCAUCAGUUUUUCCAUCCUCUUCUGAAAUUCCGUCACCCGAAGAGUCGAGACGCUGAUUCACAAACACGGUUAUUCAUUUUCACUGGGCCAUGGGGCGAGUGUCCAUAAGGACUUCAUCAUAACCUGUACUUGCCUCCACCGUUAUGGAUCAGGAUGAGACGAGCACAGAGAUUUGGGAGCCGCCCCUGCAUGGACUCCACGGGCCCAACCGCAUGCGGCCUUCAUCGUACCGCGCUCUGCGGAGCGCCGUGUCCAGCCUGGCACGAAUCGAUGAUUUCUUCUGUGAGAAGAUCGGUUCUGGUUUCUUCUCUGAGGUUUUCAAGGUCCAGCACAGGAUCACAGGGCAGGUGAUGGCUCUGAAGAUGAACACGCUGGCGAGCAACAAAGCCAACAUGCUGCGAGAAGUGCAGUUAAUGAAUCGCCUCUGUCAUCCCAACAUCCUCAGGUUCUUGGGGGUGUGUGUCCAUGAGGGACAGCUUCAUGCUCUGACUGAGUACAUUAAUGGUGGAAAUCUGGAGCAGCUGCUGGACAGUGACAUGUCCUUACCCUGGACUGUGAGGAUAGGACUGUCUCUGGACAUCGCACGAGGACUGCAGUACCUCCACAGCAAAGGCAUUUUCCACCGAGACCUCACUUCCAAGAACUGUUUAGUGCGCUGUGAGAACGCUGUUUUCACGGCUGUGGUCGGAGAUUUUGGCCUGGCGGAGAAAAUCCCUGAUUACAGUGAUGGAGUGGAGAAGCAGCCUCUGGCUGUGGUUGGCUCCCCCUACUGGAUGGCUCCGGAAGUGCUCAGAGGAGAGAUUUAUGAUGAGAAGGUGGAUGUUUUCGCGUUCGGUAUCAUUCUGUGUGAGAUCAUUGCUCGGAUCGAGGCCGACCCUGACGUCCUCCCACGAACAGAGGACUUUGGACUAGAUGUGGAAACCUUUGAGCAAAUGGUUGGAGACUGUCCACCUGCUUUGCUUAACCUGGCUGUUGGCUGCUGCAACAUGUGUGCAGUGAGUCGUCCUUCUUUCUCUGACAUUGUUGUGACCUUGGAGAGGAUGGAGAGGGAAAGUGAGAAGACUAAGACACCAGUUAUUAUAGAACCUGUUGCUGCAGAUGAGAGCCCAUACAGGAGGCGGAGUUCGCCGUGCCAAUUGGGUAUCCAGCGCCUCGCACGGAGUCAGUCUGCCCUGUUGCCACCAGCCUCGAGUCCAUGCGUGGGUACACCGGUGCGCCUUAACCCCUUCUCUUUACGCCAUGACCUGAAUGGUGGCCGCAUUAAGCUCUUCGACACACCCAGCAAGUCACUUAUUUCCCUGACCUUUACUUUGCCCCCACCCCCUGAGCCUUCCUCUUCUCCACCACUGUGCGGCGCCUCAACACUUCGAGGUCCACCUCGCCGGUGCCAGUCCUUACCCUGCACUCCUGAACUUGGUCGACCUUUGACCUCAUUUCAUGAGCCUGGAACUGAAAGUGUGGAAGAGAGUCAUGGAGAAAAACAAGAGACAGGGAAGGAGAUGGCUGGCACAGAUGAUGUUGGGCAAGACUCCGGUUUGGUGCUGGAUCUAGAUAUGGUGUCUUUGGAGCGAGUGGAUGAAGAAGAGGAAGACGAGGAGGAAGAGGAGGAUAAAGAAGUAGAGAUGGAGGAACUCUGUCGGAUUGAACCCAUGGACUGCACUAGCUCCUUUGAUGCAUUGGAGGGUGCUCUGAGAUCAACAGCAAAGCCUCUGCUUCACAGUUCUUAUUCACCCUCCUCUUCCUUCAGCCCUCAGCCUAAUGGCUGGAAAGUACCCAUUUCAAAUGGCCCUCCAUCCCUUCCACCCCUACCCCGUCUGGACAAUAAUAACAGCAUGCUGGGAGUUGGCCGGGUGCCUUGGGUGCGACUCAGUGGCUACCACGGUCACCAUGCUCCCAGUCGUCUGGCACCUCCUCCCGAACAAGAUGACAUAAUUUCCUGUCCGGGCUGUUGCUUGGUGGGGUUCAGCUUUCCAUCGGUGUGCCUGCGUGGAGCCCCACCUUCUCGCCGAACCCCAUCCCUACGCCAAUACAGGAAUCUUAAUGGGGGAGAGGCGGCAGCUGGGAGGGCAAACAACGGACUGAUGUGUCGAGGAGCUAAGGGUCUGGCUCCUCUUACAAUGACCUGCGAACCUGGUUUGCCACUUCCAGAAGCACAGACGUAGUUAGAGUCCCCUCUCGAGUGCUCACUUUGGCACUGGCACUGUGCCAAUAACCACUAUGGCUAGAAUAUUAGUGCGAAUGUGCAGUGAGGGAGUAACAAAUUGGUGCGUUGGGAUCUUAGGGUGUGUGUAUGUGUGUAUGUGUGUGUAUGUGUGAGAGAGAACACAAGCUAGAGAGAGAGAAAAGUGUCAUAGAAAAACAGAUAUACAGUAUGGAGAGUGUCGGUGGUACUUUAAGAUGCAAACUUACUGUAAAUCUUUUGUGAUCAAUUUGGACAAGGUGCUAUUAUAGCCACAUUAGACCACAUUUUAGCCACUGGUGGUAAAGUUGCCCCAAAACAGACUGUGUGUGUGUGUGUGUGUGUGUGUGUGUG
Messenger RNA from Clarias gariepinus (North African catfish), 2919 nucleotides. It is a transcript of the gene tesk1a, whose product is annotated as testis associated actin remodelling kinase 1a. Bases 530 to 2548 code for a protein of 672 amino acids. The transcript is spliced from 11 exons. Gene Ontology annotation, molecular function: ATP binding; protein serine/threonine kinase activity. NCBI's taxonomy places the organism in Eukaryota, Metazoa, Chordata, Actinopteri, Siluriformes, Clariidae. Gene Ontology annotation, cellular component: nucleus; cytoplasm. Gene Ontology annotation, biological process: protein phosphorylation; positive regulation of stress fiber assembly; actin cytoskeleton organization. The record is from RefSeq and is a predicted model, not a curated record.